GCGACAUCUCAAAGAGCAACAUGCACGUACAAUGUGCUCGUUAAAUAUAGUUUUGAGAUUCUGAUCUGUGAAAAUGAGUUGGACGUUCUCCAUCUGGGUGGCGGCGGCUCUGAUGGCUCUAUCUAGAGGACAAAACAUUGGCUAUGAAGGAAAUAGUCUGUCUCCAUCUGGCUACCAUCUUUGUAUUCACAACGAGACAAGGAUUGUGAGUUACCUGGUGAUGCACAAGGCUCCUUAUACUGUGACAAACAUUUGUGGCGGCUGGCUCCUCUGGAAAACAUGUGAAGUGACUGUCUACAAGAUGGUUCCUCAGACAGAACACAAGACAGUGGCGGAGCUGGUCACCAAGUGCUGCGAUGGCUACGUACAAGUCGGUCGCUACUGCGCCCUGCCUGUAAACAGGACAGGAGAGCUCCUCGCCAAGCCAGGCUCAUGUCCAACUGCAGAUGUACUUUGUCCCAUAGCAGAGGACUGUGUGUGGGACAUGGACUGCCCAGGUUGGCAGAAAUGCUGCCAGAGACUGGGUCUCUCUUUCUGCAGUCAACCUUCAAGCUCAGCUAAUCAUUCUGUGAAUGGAGGAUACCGAUGGAAUGCAACAGUCACGGUGAAGACAGAUCACCAGCAACUGUUGUCCCAGGAUAAAGGACUUCUGAAUCACACACGAUUACUACAUGCAAUGGUGACUGGAGCUUUGCAGCCUGAUGAGGUUUCAGUCCGUUACCUCAGCUCGUGGCCUGUGCAUCCAUACAGGACUGCAACGUCACUGCUGAUCGUCUGCAGCUCCACUCUGUCACUGCACAGUGUCACAUCAAAGCUGCAUCUGCUCCUGAAACACAUACAAGAGGUGACAUCUGUAACAGUGGAAGACGUAGAUGAGUGUGUGCAGUCUACCCUCCAUCAGUGCUCCCCUCAAGCACAGUGUAACAACACAGUGGGAUCCUACUUGUGUACCUGUCACCAAGGAUACAUCGAUGUUGAGCCUAGUAACCCUGGAGCCAAUUGUACAGCUGGUGUUGGUAUGUGGACCAGCACAGAGACCCCGCUGACCCACCUUUCACCCAUGACCACAACCUACACUCCAGCCCCCAACACCACACAGGAGCCUCCAGACAGCAGCACCACUGUUACCCACAACUCCUCUGAGAUCAGCAUGACUACAGCUCUGAGUUAUACAAGCUCUGUCCCUUAUAAUUCAUCACAUGCUCUGCAGUGGAUGAGCUCUGCACCUUAUAUCAGCAAGAACUCAACUGAGGAGUUACCUCUGCCGACAAGCACAUGCUCUCCUCCCAGCAUCACCACCUUAACGUUGUUUAACGUUACUGGAACCUCCCUCUGUGUGUUCUGGUCCAGCCAGUUUCAGACAAACCAGACCUACCGGGUUGUUCUGAGGAAGGGGUCAGAGGUCAUUCACCCUUUGGAAACUCAUCAGACCAUGAUGGAGGUGAGGGGACUGCAGCCUGGGGGGCUCUACAACAUCACUGUCACUCCUAGGGCCUGCGGAAGAGAAGGGGUCUCCCAACAUGUAUUGGCCAAGACAGAUGCUCAGACUCUUGACGCCACAACUCGCCUCACCAACAUCAACUUCACUGAUGACCUGCACAACUCCAGCAGCCAGGCCUACAAAAACCUCACUGCCAGUAUCAUAGAGGAGAUCUACCAGUCUCUGUCUGAGGAAAUGAAGCUCUUGGUGAGGAUUGAGAUAAGGAGCUUUUCAGCGGGCAGUGUGGUGGUCAACUUCGUCCUCACCCUCAUCCUCACCCCAAGCCAAAGCCAAGACAUCAAUAAUGUGUCCCUGGCUCUGCUAAACUCCCUGAUGAACAGCUCCAAAUACACUGUGGAUAGAAACAGCACAAGCAUAACUGAUUUUAAUGAAUGUGAAUCAGGGGAAAACGACUGUUCCCAAUGGGCUACAUGUAAGAACACCAAUGGCUCUUACACGUGUGUUUGCAAGGAAGCGUUUACAGACAACAACCCAGACAGGCCUGGGCGAGCCUGUCAAGCAAAUGCAUCCUCGGAGACAAUCACACCAUCACCAAUACCUGCAAUACUCUCUACAGCUGGCACAGCCCCCCUAUCUCUAACGACGGCCAGGGAUCCAACUUUAACCACAGUAACAACCACUCCAAACAUAACCACUGUGAUCAUAUCAACAAGUGAAAUGGUUUCUACUGCCACUACUCCUGCAAUGACAACCACUACUAACCCCCCAACAACAACCACUGCUGCACCAACUACCACUACAGCUGCUACAACAACCACUACUGCCCUAACAACCACUACUACUGCCACAACAGUCAUCACUACAAACUCAACAACCACAAAUAGUCCCCCAACAACCACGACUACUGCCCCAACAACCACCACUACUGCCCCAACAACCACCACUACUGCCCCAAUAACCAUGACGACUGCCCCAACAACCAUCACUACUGCCCAAACAACCAUCACUACUGCACCAAUAACCAUGACGACUGCCCCAACAACCAUCACUGCUGCCCCAAUAACCAUGACUACUGCCCCAACAACCAUCGCUACUGCCCCAACAACCACCACUACUGCCCCAAUAACCAUGACGACUGCCCCAACAACCAUCACUACUGCCCCAAUAACCAUGACUACUGCCCCAACAACCAUCACUACUGCCCCAAUAACCAUGACUACUGCCCCAACACCCAUCACUACUGCCCCAAUAACCAUGACUACUGCCCCAACAACCAUCACUACUGCCCCAACAACCAUCACUACUGCCCCAACAACCAUCAAUACUACAAAAACAUCCAUAACUUCUACUCCUGCAGCCACUGUUACCAACACAACUGCUGCUGCUGCUACAACCACUGCUUUGGCCCAGAGAACCCACUCUGUGCAAGGGGCCAUCUCAGUGCAGUGCAGGGUCACUUCCAUCACCGUAACAGUUUCCAGAGAAUUUCUUCUGACCACCAAAAUCAAUGAGAGCGCCCUGUACUUGGGCUUGCAGGAAUGCGGCGUCAACGGAGGCAAUGCCACCCAUGCCCAGCUGACCGUGGCCUGGAAUGAGUGCGCCACUAUACUUACACAUAAUGAAACCCACUACACAGUGUCUGUGACCCUGUUCAACUCCAUGGAUCCAAACAUCCCACCCAGAGUUCGGCUGGAGGUUCCCAUCAUGUGUCCCUACAUGAAGAGCAUGCUUAUCUCUGCUGAUUUUGGCUCUAUGGGGUAUGACAUUAUCAACGAUAUCAUUAUGGGCCUGGGGUCGUUCCAGGUGACGGUACGGUUGAUGAAUGGGACAGUCCCUCUGCCACACAACUACAGCUUGUCGUCUGAGGACUCGGUGGUGGUGGAGGUCAGCCUGAACACCUCCUCAGAGCAGAUUAAAGUAGUCAUCAACAAGUGCUGGGCUACUCCCACCCUGAAUCCUGCAGAUACCCAAAGCUACCCCUUCAUUGAGAACAGCUGCUCCCUUAACACGUACACCGACGUGUUGAUGAACGGGAACUACAGCACAUCUCGAGUGUCUGUGCAGAUUUUCUCCUUCGUCAACCUGGACGUGAUCUAUCUGCACUGCCAGGUCUACAUCUGUGUCCAGAGAGGAUCAGACACCUGUGUGCCUGACUGUCUGCAGAGAACAUCUCGAUCUAUGAACAGACUGGGAACAUCUCACGGUUCCACUGGACCUCUACAAAGACUUUUUGAUUACAACUUGGACCAGGAGUUUGACACUGUUCAUAUAAUCGGCUUCUCCUGUCUCGGAGUCGGCCUGAUGGUCUUCUUCCUCUUUGGCUUUGUCUGCCUUUUCUACUACCAGAGGAACCGCAUCGGACACUACAACUUCAGUGUCAAACCCAAGCCGGAGAACUUCACCUACCUUGUCUUCAACACCUAAGGGUGCAGCAGCAGCAGCACCCCCCACAAAGAAAAGUCUCAG
Molecule: messenger RNA, 3907 nt
Organism: Pleuronectes platessa (European plaice)
Lineage: Eukaryota; Metazoa; Chordata; Actinopteri; Pleuronectiformes; Pleuronectidae
Gene: umodl1
Product: uromodulin-like 1
Exons: 19
Coding region: 74-3865 (1263 amino acids)
Cellular component (GO): cell surface; extracellular region
Molecular function (GO): peptidase inhibitor activity; calcium ion binding; protein binding
Source: RefSeq, a predicted model, not a curated record